Messenger RNA from Effrenium voratum, 502 nucleotides. The record is from the annotation of a GenBank genome assembly. NCBI's taxonomy places the organism in Eukaryota, Dinophyceae, Suessiales, Symbiodiniaceae.
AGGCACUCGCAACGGAGCUGAAUGUGCUGGACGCUGCCAGCAUCCAGGAACUCAAGUGCUUUGCGCGGCCCCCAAUGCUGGUGCAGCUGGCAGCAGAGGCGGUGGCUGUGCUGCUGGGCCGUAGCUGCAAGUCUUGGCCGGAUUGUGCCAAGAUGAUGAACCCUCCCUGGGACUUCCUCAAGGAGCUGAAGGAGUUUAACAAGGACGAGAUUCCGGAGAGUCGGCUGAUGGAGGUGGAGUGGUACGUUCACCACCCAGAGCUCACUGCGGAGAACGUGAGCCGAGUUUCCAGGGCCGCCACCGUCUUUGUGGUUUGGGUCCACGGCGUGUACAAGUACGGCAUGGCAAAGGCCCAAGCGCAGCGCCGGGCUGCCACAAAGUGAGCAGCUCCGUACCUCGCGGAGCGCCUUCUCGGCGCCUAAAACACGCCUGGUGUCAAUGGUCCGAGGUGAACUGGGGUGUGUCUUGUAUGUUUCUUGUUUUUAUUCGACGCCCCUAAUUG